AUGCCACCAACACUGGAGUCACCGAACAAGCAGGCUGUCAGUCAGGCUAGGUCAACUAGAACUACACCACAAACACUGGAGUCACCGAACAAGCAGGCUGUCAGUCAGGUGAGGUCAACUAGAACUACACCACAAACACUGGAGUCACCGAACAAGCAGGCUGUCAGUCAGGUGAGGUCAACUAGAACUACACCACAAACACUGGAGUCACCGAACAAGCAGGCCGUCAGUCAGGCUAGGUCAACUAGAACUACACCACAAACACUGGAGUCACCGAACAAGCAGGCCGUCAGUCAGGCUAGGUCAACUAGAACUACACCACAAACACUGGAGUCACCGAACAAGCAGGCUGUCAGUCAGGUGAGGUCAACUAGAACUACACCACCAACACUGGAGUCACCGAACAAGCAGGCUGUCAGUCAGGUGAGGUCAACUAGAACUACACCACAAACACUGGAGUCACCGAACAAGCAGGCCGUCAGUCAGGCUAGGUCAACUAGAACUACACCACAAACACUGGAGUCACCGAACAAGCAGGCCGUCAGUCAGGCUAGGUCAACUAGAACUACACCACAAACACUGGAGUCACCGAACAAGCAGGCUGUCAGUCAGGUGAGGUCAACUAGAACUACACCACCAACACUGGAGUCACCGAACAAGCAGGCCGUCAGUCAGGUGAGGUCAACUAGAACUACACCACAAACACUGGAGUCACCGAACAAGCAGGCUUUUAGUCAGGUGAGGUCAACUAGAACUACACCACCAACACUGGAGUCACCGAACAAGCAGGCUGUCAGUCAGGUGAGGUCAACUAGAACUACACCACAAACACUGGAGUCACCGAACAAGCAGGCUGUCAGUCAGGUGAGGUCAACUAGAACUACACCACAAACACUGGAGUCACCGAACAAGCAGGCUGUCAGUCAGGUGAGGUCAACUAGAACUACACCACCAACACUGGAGUCACCGAACAAGCAGGCUGUCAGUCAGGUGAGGUCAACUAGAACUACACCACAAACACUGGAGUCACCGAACAAGCAGGCUGUCAGUCAGGUGAGGUCAACUAGAAUUACACCACAAACACUGGAGUCACCGAACAAGCAGGCUAUCAGUCAGGUGAGGUCAACUAGAACUACACCACCAACACUGGAGUCACCGGACAAGCAGGCUGUCAGUCAGCAGAUUCUGCUGGAUCCCGGUGACAUGGUGUUAACCAGGAGGGCCAUGGUGCUGCAAUUGUCACCUGCAUGUGGACAGCAGAUUCUGCUGGAUCCCGGUGACAUGGUGUUAACCAGGAGGGCCAUGGUGCUGCAUGUCACCUGCAUGCAGACAGCAGAUUCUGCUGGAUCCCGGUGA
Molecule: messenger RNA, 1356 nt
Organism: Haliotis rufescens (red abalone)
Lineage: Eukaryota; Metazoa; Mollusca; Gastropoda; Lepetellida; Haliotidae
Product: probable serine/threonine-protein kinase mkcB
Exons: 2
Coding region: 1-1356 (451 amino acids)
Source: RefSeq, a predicted model, not a curated record